AUGUUAUCAUCUUGUACUUUGGAGCAUGCUCUAGAAGAUGAUGUAGCCGAUGCAUUUGUACCAACAGUCACUGGAGAUAAAGAUGUAAUUAUCCUGGAUUUCUCUAACAUUGAUCAUGCAAAUGGGGCCGAAAUCCCAAAAAACCUGACAGAAGAAGAUACAAAAAUCAUCCCAACCAACAUUGAUUUUGCCGCAUUGAAAGAAGCAUAUGCAAAGGAAAACAAAGCUGAACGAUUUUUGCCAUCUCGGCUUUUUUUCCAAGAGGAUGAGCAGGAAAAAUGA
Caenorhabditis remanei is the source of this 282-nucleotide messenger RNA. RefSeq lists its product as uncharacterized. NCBI's taxonomy places the organism in Eukaryota, Metazoa, Nematoda, Chromadorea, Rhabditida, Rhabditidae. The transcript has 2 exons. The coding region runs from base 1 to 282 and encodes 93 amino acids. The record is from RefSeq and is a predicted model, not a curated record.